AAGUUUUGUUUCACUAAGAGCAUUGGAGCUUUUAACACAUAGCGUUUGGUUGUGAGGGAAACAAAAAAAAAUACUCCCUCUACCUGCAAAGCCUUUCUUCACCUACAAAAGUCACCCUCUUUCGAUCCAUUCAUCUGCGUCUCUCGCCAGAAAACUUCUCUCGUUUAUAGAUCGCCGACAGUUAGGGAAGUCCAUUAUUUUCUGUCGAAUCCGUCUUUCUUAGAGUCCAAACGAGAAACCAUGGCGUUUGAAAAGAUCAAGGUGGCAAAUCCCAUCGUCGAGAUGGAUGGUGAUGAAAUGACCAGAGUUAUCUGGAAGUCCAUCAAGGAUAAGCUUAUUACCCCUUUUGUGGAGUUGGAUAUCAAGUACUUUGACCUUGGUCUUCCCCACCGUGAUGCUACUGAUGACAAAGUUACUAUUGAAAGUGCUGAAGCCACCAAGAAGUAUAAUGUGGCCAUCAAGUGUGCCACCAUCACUCCAGAUGAAGGCCGUGUCACGGAAUUUGGCUUGAAGCAGAUGUGGAGAAGUCCAAAUGGGACCAUCAGGAAUAUUCUGAAUGGAACUGUAUUUAGAGAACCAAUUAUCUGCAAAAAUGUUCCCAAGCUUGUCCCAGGCUGGACAAAGCCCAUCUGCAUUGGAAGGCAUGCUUUUGGCGAUCAGUACCGUGCCACUGAUGCUGUUAUCAAGGGACCAGGAAAACUGACUUUGACUUUUGAGGGUAAAGACGGAAAAACUGAAACUGAAGUCUUUACAUUUACCGGUGAAGGAGGUGUCGCUAUGGCCAUGUACAACACUGAUGAGUCCAUCCGUGCUUUUGCUGAGGCAUCGAUGAACACUGCUUACCAGAAAAAGUGGCCACUCUAUCUUAGCACAAAGAACACCAUUCUUAAGAAAUACGAUGGCAGAUUCAAAGACAUCUUCCAAGAAGUGUAUGAAGCCAGCUGGAAGUCAAAGUAUGAGGCUGCUGGAAUAUGGUAUGAGCACCGUCUCAUUGACGAUAUGGUGGCUUACGCUCUUAAGAGCGAAGGAGGCUAUGUAUGGGCAUGCAAAAACUAUGAUGGUGAUGUCCAAAGUGAUUUCCUGGCACAAGGGUUCGGGUCACUUGGAUUGAUGACAUCUGUUCUGGUCUGCCCUGAUGGGAAGACUAUUGAAGCCGAAGCAGCACAUGGAACUGUUACCCGUCACUACAGGGUUCACCAGAAAGGUGGCGAGACUAGCACAAACAGCAUAGCCUCCAUCUUUGCUUGGACUCGUGGACUUGCACACAGGGCUAAGUUAGAUGGCAACUCAAAACUCUUGGAGUUUACCGAGAAGCUCGAAGCUGCCUGUGUUGGUACAGUGGAGUCUGGAAAGAUGACAAAAGAUCUUGCACUCAUCAUUCACGGCGCAAAGCUCUCUAGGGACACUUACCUGAACACGGAGGAGUUCAUCGAUGCAGUUGCGGAUGAUCUCCAAACAAGGCUAAGGCGAAGAAAUAAUCUAUUAAAUUCCUGUAUCUAAAAUUAAAAGCUAAAAUAUCCUCUUUAUAAAAUGAAUUUCAUUUUUAUUUAUUUUUAACUAGGACCGUUUCAAACGCGCGGGAUUUGAUUGGAUCGGUUUUUAUAAAAAAAAUAUAAUUUUGUUUAAAUUUCUUUAUGUUAAGUUGGUGUGAGUAUGAU
Brassica oleracea var. oleracea is the source of this 1658-nucleotide messenger RNA. RefSeq names its product cytosolic isocitrate dehydrogenase [NADP]-like. Gene Ontology annotation, molecular function: NAD binding; isocitrate dehydrogenase (NADP+) activity; magnesium ion binding. NCBI's taxonomy places the organism in Eukaryota, Viridiplantae, Streptophyta, Magnoliopsida, Brassicales, Brassicaceae. Gene Ontology annotation, cellular component: mitochondrion. Gene Ontology annotation, biological process: isocitrate metabolic process. Bases 241 to 1500 code for a protein of 419 amino acids. The transcript has 14 exons. The record is from RefSeq and is a predicted model, not a curated record.